AUGCCAUCCACCGCCAGCCAUGCCGAUAGCGCCAUGGCCGAGACUGAAACACAUGCCAAUCGACUCUUUCGACUCCUGAACGACGACUCGGACGCCUCGCCCCUCGAUCCCUCCAGCCCAGGCCAGACGACAGCGACGCAGCCGCUGACCCCGGCCUUCGACCUCUACCAAGCCUCGUGGGCCGACGCCUCAGCCCAGUCUGCUGAGCGAAUCUCUGCCACCAUUGCCAGGCUCGACGCCGCUCUGCACACCUACCUCCUCGCGCAGUUCUGGGAGCGGUUCAACGCGUGCAUCCGGCUCGUCCACCAGGCGGCUUUCCUCGCCGGUCUGGAGGAGCACCACCACGACCACCACCACGACCACCACGCCUCGCCGUCGUCGGGCCGCUACUGCCCCUGCCGCCACUUCUACUCGCCCGAACUGCAUCUCGCCGUGCUGGCCAUGGGCCUGCGCCGCGCCGACCGCUCGCGCCCCGACAUGGCACCGCUCUUGCUGCCGGACCACGACUCUACGCUGCACCGCGACCUGAGAGACGUGGCCGGCCUUCUGCCGCCGCGGAGCAGCAUUUCCAACCGGUGGACGCUCGCCCAGGUCCAGGCCGUGGUGAUCCUCGCCCUCCUCGAGCGCGAGCGCGGCCGGGACCAGUCUGCCCGGCUCGCCCUAGACUCGGCCUUGACCAUGAUCCACGACAUCCAAGCGGGCAGCGGCGCCCCGGAUCUUCUGUCCAUGCACGUGUCCGACGACGAGCUGAUCGUCCAGCGCAUGACGCUGCGCGCCGCCUGUCUGAUUCACAGCCACUGGAGUGUAUUCGACAAUGGCCUCGAGCUCACGCCCGCGCCGUCCACCAACGGCUCAUCACGCGGGGAUCUUGUGUCGUGGCCCCGGCACCUCCGUGGCAAUUCGCGCCUGCUCGUGCCCCAAGGCGCGGACGUGGACUUGCAGAUCUACAACGCCCACCUGGCGCUCAUGGGGAUCGCAACGGACCGCGAGGACGACGACUGUGCGGACAACGGCCCUGGGGACCAGGAUCCUUUCUGCCGUGUCACCCGGCUGCACACCCGGUUAAAACGCUGGUACGCCAGUCUGCCGAGCCACCUGCGAUGGAGCACCGAGCAGUCCAAGCACUCGGGGCCUCCAAGUUUAUUUCUACUUCACCAGCAAUACCACGCUGUCCUAAUUCUGCUAUUCCGCCCUUUGAGCUCCGAGGAGUCGCUCCAAAACAUUCUAUCACCGUUGGAUGCGGCCACGACUUGCCACCAACUUGCCGCCUCGAUCGCCAGUCUCACGCUCUCUCACGCGAUGCAGUUAGCAUCCUUACUCUCCGAAUCAGUCGAGCAGUUCGAACUCGGGGCGAUUUUGCCUCUGGCACUUCAACAAGGGGCCCUGGCAGCCAGCGUGCUCUUGAGCAGCGCGCCGAAUAUCAAGAACGAAAGUACGCGCAGCUCAGUCUCUCGCCAACUCGACCUCCUGCAGCGGUUCUUUACGAAAACCUCCGCCGUGCACAUCCCGGCUGAGAGACUAGUUGGGAUUUUACUGAAUAUUAGAGGUCCAAGCGAAAGUACUACCACUCUUCUGAAGCAGACGUGGCAACCUGUCCCGUUCUCUCCGGGGAGAGACGCCGAAUGUCUGGGCGACUGUCAACAUUUAAUGUCCUUAGAUGGGCAUGAUGGAGCGCUGUCACGGCGGGACGACCAGUCCAAUCGAGGGGAGCCUGCUGGAGGUCACUUACUCGACGAAGGAGGUGUUGAGACGGGCCUUGUAGCGCCCUCCCCUUACGUGUGGACAACGACAGGUCAAGGUCCCCAUGAGGCUGAGCAACUCAUGGACUCUUCCGGAGAUAGAAGUGAAAUUUUAGUAUCACCGCCGGCAGAUGAAUCGAAUGGACGUCUGCGUGGUCGACAACUCGAUGCCACACAAGGAGCCAUUCUCCCAGAAACACCGACGUCCCCACAGAGCGUUUCGAGGGCUUUUAGUCCUUUGACGCCGAUGCAAACACUCUUUGCUCCAGCAGAUUCUUCAAAUGUCCAGCAAACCACCCACAACCAAGAAGUUCUCCCCGUUGGUGAUCAUGCCACGGACUCUUGGGAUGAUGGCGACGCCGUUAGCGUCUCCUGGUCGGAAACAUUCAAGACUCUCCACGCGGUGAACCGACGAACUGCUGGUGAGAAGCUGAGCUCCAACGAGUUCGGCGACGUUAUGGGCUGUGUGUUUCAGCUGUAGUGGCUAUCACUCGAAGACCCUUCUGCUCACUGCGCAUACUUGACGCAGUCCCGCUCGACUACCAUGGUGUCUCGUGGUCAUUACUCACAGUUCUCUCCCAACCUCAAUGCACUCCGUCAAGGCCCUGGAAAACCAUUUCCAAUGUCGAAAGCACCACCGUCGUUCGAUGAAAAACCAAGAUCAUACAGUGGCGGGUUUGAACUUUCAAGAAAAUCAUAGUUUGAUAGACUCUCCAUCCACGAUUGCCAGAAUAUCUCGUCAUCCUCUUUGAAGGGAGAAGUUUCCAGCGCAGGGGCUGUCGGCGUCCCGGACGGUGCGGAAGGGGAAUUGUGCAGCAUGGUAGAAAGCCACAUGCCGUUGGGCUGCCAAUCAUUCGGAGGGG
Cladophialophora immunda is the source of this 2602-nucleotide messenger RNA. RefSeq lists its product as uncharacterized. The coding region runs from base 1 to 2220 and encodes 739 amino acids. The record is from RefSeq and is a predicted model, not a curated record. The transcript has 4 exons. NCBI's taxonomy places the organism in Eukaryota, Fungi, Ascomycota, Eurotiomycetes, Chaetothyriales, Herpotrichiellaceae.